UGCCAGCCUCAAGAGAAUUUUGAAGCAUUGAGAACUUUUCUUUCAGAUUAUUAUCAACUCCACAGUAAUAUUCCUGAAGAAGGCAUGAAUAAAACAUCUACAAGUCCUGCAAGAAUUAAUCAUAAUGGUCUCAAAAGGCAGAGGCCUCAGACUAGCAGGCCUUGCCAAAAGUUUAAAGAGGAUUAUAAACAUCUGAAAGUCGUCUCCAAGAACAUUAAUAAGGCGAGGGAAGAACUUCAACAGGAAAAAGAUAAAAGGGAUUUCUUCUUAUUUGAAAAAUUUAAAUUUAUGGUGCCUAAAUAACAAGCAGAAGGUAAAUAAAGCAGAAGAGAUUCAGAAAAGUCUUGAAGAGAGCAAGAAGGAAAAUAUUGCCACGAAUUUACAUAUGAUGGAUUAUGAUCAUAAAGUAUCCAGAGAUGUGGCUAAACCUAAGCUAAUGACAAAGCCAUUGCUAAGUAGUAGAGGUAGUUCCUUAAAAGACAAGUUGAAGUUCUGAGAUCCUUCAGCAAAACGAAAUACAUGUAAAAAUACUCCUAUCAUCCAGAGCCCUUUGAAUGCAAAGGAGGGACAUGUCAAAGCUUUUCGUAAGGGAUUUAGGAAAUCAGAACUUGUUAAAGAAUCUUCAAUUGGGUCAAGCAAGAAUUCACCCAGGAAGGAACCUAAGAAUAAGAUGAUACAACUCAACAGUGAUUUAUCAGAGCAGUGAGACAUGGACUUCUAUGGGUGAUCAGAUAAUGCAAAUUGAUCACUUUCCAAAGCAGAACAAGAAGAAUAUGAACCUUUUAAUGGUACUAUGAAGUUGAAGAUCACACUUAAGUCAAAAGUUAUUGAGAUGUAAGUUCAAUAAUUUAUUAAUAAUAAGGGGUUUUGGGGUUUUGG
Messenger RNA from Moneuplotes crassus, 879 nucleotides. NCBI's taxonomy places the organism in Eukaryota, Ciliophora, Spirotrichea, Euplotida, Euplotidae. The record is from the annotation of a GenBank genome assembly.